ACUUUAAUGGAUGCGUGGCACUUGAGAAAUGUUCAACUAGUAUCUCUUCUUUAAAAGUUUUAUUCUUUGUGCACAAAAUACCUUGUGUAUCGGAAGGAUCCGCCAUGAAGUGCCUUGUUGGAUAUCUGUGCCUGACGCUCAUCUGUUUAACUGCUGUUGAGAACAAGAAGGUCAAAUGCCAUCUCUUCAUGUUAAAGCGGUCUUUGGUUCACUACGUUUCGAGAGAUAGUACCGGGGUUCAUAUAAUGCCCUGUCCACCAGGAACUAUCUUCAGCGAAGGGCAUUGCGGAUGUGUAACCCUGACAAACGGAUGCGACAUGAAACCCUACAGUGGCCGGAAGUACAAGCACUUUAUUCACGGACGGUGGAGGACUCGGUACUGUCCGUCAGGCACCACUCUAAACCAGAGCAAGUGCGUCUGUGAUCACGCCUGAAUAAAACGUAUUUAUCCGA
Molecule: messenger RNA, 453 nt
Organism: Haliotis rufescens (red abalone)
Lineage: Eukaryota; Metazoa; Mollusca; Gastropoda; Lepetellida; Haliotidae
Exons: 4
Coding region: 105-434 (109 amino acids)
Source: RefSeq, a predicted model, not a curated record